Molecule: messenger RNA, 4656 nt
Organism: Pseudozyma flocculosa PF-1
Lineage: Eukaryota; Fungi; Basidiomycota; Ustilaginomycetes; Ustilaginales; Ustilaginaceae
Exons: 1
Coding region: 1-4656 (1551 amino acids)
Biological process (GO): heme biosynthetic process
Cellular component (GO): membrane; mitochondrion
Molecular function (GO): protoheme IX farnesyltransferase activity; oxidoreductase activity
Source: RefSeq, a predicted model, not a curated record
AUGCGACUCCAUCGCUCAUCGACGACCGGCGCUUCCGUCGUCUCCUCUGCCCUACGGCUGGCCGGGCCCUUGCCCUCUUCGUCUUCGACCUCAUGGCAGCCUCGACCACGUAGCGUGCUUCCGGGCACACACCUGCGGACUGCGUCGCCGCGGCAGCGGCACGCCUCGACGGCGCAGCAGCAGUCGAGCACCUCUCUCGAGGAUGCCCCGACCAAGCAGAAGUCUGAAGCACAGCAGAGCGACGCCGGCGCAGCGCCGUACUCUGUGCGGGUGACCGACACUCGCUCCAAUCCUCCGCCACCAGAUCAGCCUCGCUCAGAUGCGGCCGUGGGCGAAGCCGGGACACCGCAGGCCUCUUCUUCGAGCGAGGCAGAGGCGCCAUCCCAACCGCAGCAGCAGCAGCAGCAGCAGCAGCAGCAGCAGCAGACCUUGGCUGGCUCGUCGCACGAGGAUCUGCUCAAGCAGCGCUUCUACCAUGCACAGUCACAGAACAAGAAGGCCUCGACAGUGGUCGCGGCGGGCGCGAUCAACGCCCUCAGCGGCGGGCGCAGCGACACCACCAUCCUGCCCCCAGAGGCAGAGACUGCCACUUCGCCCGAGACUGCGUGGACAGCAGCGGGGAGGCGCUCGCAACCCAAUAGCUCGUCGCAGUCCUCGCCUGGGCCCGCGUCCGAGCAGCGCGCGAGCUCGACCGACGCCACGACCGAGGCAGACGGAUCAGGGGCUGGUGGCAGCGACACCUCGACGGGGGCCACGACGGUCAAUGUCCAGUAUGAUCCGAGGCUUGAGCUCCACGCUCCUGCCCAGGCGCUCCGCAGCCUCGAGGUGCCCUUCGACACCCACGCCUUUGUCAAGCGACUAGAGGAGGGCGGCUGGACGGCCGAUGCCUUCCGAAAGGGAUCUGCACCACGGUCCGAGCCGUCCCGCGAGAGCCACGGCGAGGCCAGUGCGAUGUCGGUGGAUGAGAUCGACGGUCGAGUAGCGGAAGAGAUGGCCCUCCAGAUCUCGCGCCGGCACGAUCCGGCGCAGGCCAUUAUGGAGCAUGCCCGCUUCCUCAUCACGCGGCGGGGCAGUCAGACGGCGCAGGCCUGCCUUAACAAGGGUGACGUCGAGAACCAGGCGUACCUCUUCAGCGCCGCCCUGUCGGAGCUGCAGACCGAGGUCCAGGUGCGCGCUCGCAACGAUGCGGCCGCGCUGCGCAGCAUCACGACGCUGCUGCAGCGCGAGGUCGACGCGCUCGAGCAAAAGAUGAAGGAGGACGUCGAGCGCCUCAAGCACGACAUCCAGGUCGACAUGAACAACCGCAAGGCCGAGUCCAAGGACGAGCAGAACAUCGUCGAGCAGGAGAUCCAGGACCUCCACAACCGCUUCACCAUCAGCCUCUCGGACCUCAAGACCGAGAUCGAGCAGAACGUCAAGUGGGACGCCACGCGCCGCAGCCUCUUCCUCGUGUUUGGCAUCGCCGCCAUCGUGGCAGCCAACCUCGCCAUCGCCGACUACAUGACCCGCGACGACGACGCCGCCGCCGCCAACAAGGCGGCCAACAAGGAGGCCGCACACCUCGCCGGAGAGCCGCCGGCGUCGGCCAGCGUCGGAGCCCCCGCCUCGCUGGGCUGGGCGGCCGAGGGCCGCGUCCUCUCUGCGUGGCCCGUCCUGGCCCUGGGCGCCUCGGUGCGCUUCCGAGCCGCUCCCUCGAUGGCCCGGGCGGCCGCCGCUUCGGUCUGGUCAGCCGCACCCCGCGGCAUGGCGGGGGUCGGACUGCAUCGAAGCCUGGCUAGCCUGUCGGCGGGCCGCCGCCGGCAACGCGAGGCCAAGAGCCGCUCGCCUGUCCCUCGCCCAUCCUGGCAGUCGGCCAUCUCCACGGUGGGGUUGCGCAGCCUGCGGACCGCGGCGCCGCUCUCGCAGGCGGCGGUCCGCUCGUCGAAGGCGUCUUCGGAGCCGCUGACCAUCCCGGAAACCGAUAUCGCCAUCGAGCUCCACCCGACCAGCGUGGCCAUCCGCUCCGAGAGCCUAGGCCUGCCGCCGUUCCACUUUGACCACGUAUGGCUUCGCGACGCCUGUCAAUCCAAGGGCAGCGUGCACGCCAGCAACAAGCAGAAGCUCUUCCACACCAGCGACGUGCCGCUCGACGUGCCGCUGCUCGACGCCCAACACCCGCCCAUCCUCACCACGCGCGAGAUCCCUGGCGGCGGCGGCAGCAGCGAGCACGUGCUCCGCGUCACAUUCGCCAAGGAGCACGCCGUCUUCAACGCCUUCACCGCCCUCUUCCAGCAGCCCGCGGCGGCCGACGAGUCGCACGUCUCCGACUUCCCCGUCUCCUUCCUGCUGCAUCACGCCCUGCCGGACCUCUACGCCCAGACGCACAUGGACGUGAUGGCGGUGCCGCAGACGUGGGCGGGCAAGGACCUGACCGAGUUCUCGUCGCAGCCGUGGAGCGCCGAGGCCAAGGCGGACCCGGUCGAGGCGAGCAUCGCCCUCGCGCUCGGGGCCAUGGCACGGCCGGCACGGAUCCCCUACCACGCCAUCCGGCCGCCGGGCAACGCCGCCGAGGGCAUUGACGUGGCGGCGAUCGAAGAGGCGCGCGACGAGGCGCUGUACGCGCUCACUGAGGCGACGAUCCGCGACGGCUUCGCGUUCGUUACGGGCGUCCCGACGGUCAAGACGGGCACCGAGGCCGGGCCCGAGGCGGCGACGCUGCGCGAGCUGGCGUCGCUCAUGGGCGAGAUCCGCCACACGUUCUACGGCGAGCUGUGGGACGUCCAGUCGAAGCCGUCGUCGGACAACAUCGCCUACACCAACCUCGACCUCGGGCUCCACAUGGACCUGCUCUACUUCCAGAACCCGCCGCGCUUCCAGUUCCUCCACAUGCUGCGCAACCGCGUCACGGGCGGCGCCAGCAUCUUUGUCGACAGCUUCAAGGUGGCCGAGCGCAUGUGGCACGAGGACCGCGCGCUGUGGGAGAUCCUGACGCGCGUGCCCGUCGGCUUCCACUACGUCCACGGCGGGCGCCACUACCGCUUCACGCACCCCACCUUUGAGCUGGCCCACGACACCGAGGGUCACGCCGGCCCGCCGCUGCACGGCUCGACGAUGCCCCGGCUGAGCGCGGUCAACUACUCGCCGCCGUUCCAGUCGCCGCUGCCGCUCCACCCGACGCCGCAUCUCGCCACCGCCGAGGACCGCGAGCGCUUCUACGCGGCGCUCAAGCGCUUCGCCGAUCUGACGCUCGACCCCGAGUUCCGCUACCAGAAGCAGCUGCAGGAGGGCGAGUGCGUCGUCUUUGACAACCGCCGCGUCCUCCACUCGCGCACCGGCUUCGAGUGGAACGCCGACCAGGUGGGCGAGGUGACUCGCUGGCUCAAGGGAUGCUACGUCGACGGCGACGCCAUCUGGAGCAAGUACCGCGCCCUGCGCACCCGGCUCGGCGCGGGUGCGGGGGCGCGCGGAGUGCCCACGUCGGGCCGCACUGCCACCAACCCGACGGGCGCGUCGCGGCGCAUGUUUUCGACGUCGGCGAGGCGGCGCGGCGACGCUUCGCCGCCGGCGCUGCCCAUGGACGUGUCGAGGUUUGCGCCGGCCUCGGACGACCCGACGGUGGUCGACGCGCGGUCUCGCACCGCGAUCCAGCAGUCGUUGUCGUCGUCGUCGUCGUCGCCCCUGUCGAUGACAAGUUACCGGCCCGUGCCGCCGCUGUCGGCGGCGACGCUGCCCAAGAUCUACAAGCAGCUGUCCAAGUCGCGUCUGACGUUUCUCGUCGUGCUGACGGGCAUGGCGGGCUACGCGCUGUGUCCGCCCGCGCUGACGGUGGCGUCCGGCUCGCCCGUCGUGACGCUGCUGGCGCUGACGGCGGGCAUGGCCAUGUGCUCGGCGGCGGCCAACAGCCUCAACCAGCUGGUCGAGGCGCCCUACGACGCCCAGAUGGCGCGCACCCGGGCGCGACCCAUGCCGAGCCGCGCCGUGACGCCGCUGCACGCGUUUUCGUUUGCGUCGGCCUCGGCGGUCGGCGGCAUCGGCCUGCUGGGCGUCAUGGUUAACCCGCUGACGGCGGCCCUGGGCGCGCUCAACAUCGGCCUCUACUCGUUCACCUACACGCCCAUGAAGCGGAUGAGCAUCGCCAACACGUGGGUGGGCGCCGUCGUCGGAGCGCUGCCGCCGCUUAUGGGCUGGGCGGCGUGCACGGGCACGCUUCACCACGCGUCCGACCUGGGCGGCUGGGCGCUGGCGGCGCUGCUGUUUGCGUGGCAAUUUCCGCAUUUUAACUCGCUCGCCCAUACGCUGCGCGCCGAGUACGCCCGAGGUGGGUACCGCAUGAUGGCCGUGACGGAUCCGGCGCUCAACCGGCGCGUGUCGCUGCGGUACGCGCUGGCCAUGAUCCCCGUCUGCUCGGUGCUGCUGCCCUACAGCGGCAUCGUGCACCCGCUGGCGUACGCCGUGCUCAGCCUGCCGCCCAACGUCGCCAUGGCCCACGCCGCCUGGCGCUUCUGGAGCGAGGGCACGCAGAAGGCCGCAAAGUGGUGCUUCUGGGUCAGCCUCAUCCACCUGCCCGCCGUCAUGCUCCUCGCCAUGGGCUGCAAGCCCGAGCUCUGGGACGGCAUCCGGCAGCGCGUCGCGCGCUUCACCGGCGGUAGCCAGGGCGAGCAGAGCGUCGAUGCGUAG